CAAUAGCGCAUCUCCAUCACUUACACCUUCUACUGCUCAGCCUCGCACUUUUUAGGAGGGGGGGGAAAAAGCACCCCUGUAGACCGCACCACAAUUGGGGAUGUAGAGCCCGAAGGUGGAGGAACGGGAUGGAGUGCUCCUGGAAGACGGUGCUGCUGCUGGUGUGCGCCUCACUGGGAGUCCAGUACACAGCCAUCCGCACGCUGAGGGACUCACGGUCUGGACCGUGCCAGGGUGUCUAUCAAUGUCAGAGCAAACAUCACAGAGAAUCCAAUUGGAGAACUUUGUGCGAUGAGAGCUGGACGUCCACGGAGGCACCUCGGAAGCACAUCCUGUUGUUUGCCACGACGCGCAGUGGUUCCUCCUUCACCGGUCAGCUCCUCAACCAGCACCCUGAGAUCUUUUACAUGUUUGAACCUCUUUACCACGUCCAGCAGGCCUUCACCAACUCCAGUGGUAGACUGCGCCGCGGCUUAGACCGCCGGGCCCUCCUGGGCGCAUACAGAGACCUCCUGCUCAACCUGUACAACUGUGACCUUCACUUUAUAGAGAGCUACAUCCGCCCUGAGCUCCAGGACCAUGUCACUAAUUUUUUCUUUCGCAGAAGCUCGAGUCAUGCUCUUUGUUCUCCGCCGGUGUGCAUGGAAGGAGCAGAUGGACAAGUACUUGAGCCACCUGAAGAAACAUGGUGUACCAAAAAGUGUGGGGCACUGAACCUCACCUUAGCUUCAACAUCGUGUCUAUCGAGAGGUCACAUAGCCAUAAAGACUGUUCGGAUCCCUGAGGUGGGGGACCUGCGAACUUUAGUUGAAGAUCCACGCCUAGACCUUAAAAUCAUUCACCUGGUGAGGGACCCUAGAGCCAUUCUGGCCUCACGCAUGAUGGCAUUUUCGGAUCAGUUUCGCGCUUGGAAAAUAUGGAAUGCUACAGGACGGCAGCCCCGGUAUGUGGAUCUAUCGCAGAUCACAAGCACCUGCAAGGACAUGGUGGCCUCUGCAGUAACAGGCCUGCAGAAACCAGUUUGGCUGCAGGGACGCUACCUCUUGGUGAGAUACGAGGACCUGGCAUUCAACCCACAGCACAAAGCCACAGAGAUUUACCAGUUUCUUGGGCUGGAGAUGGAGGACAGGGUUCAGGCAUGGAUUACAAAGAACACCAACAGUAGUUUGUCUUCUCCAUCAGAAUGGAAUUACAGAUACUCCACCACCAGAGAUUCCAGGGUGACAGCUGAGAGCUGGAGGCUUCGUCUCGGCUUUGACAUUGUCAGAACCGUGCAGAAUCUGUGUAACAAAACAUUGGCCCUGUUGGGGUAUAAACUUGUUCAUUCUGCAGCCCAACUUAGAAACUUGUCUCACAGUCUAGUAGAAACCAGACGAAACCUAGAAACAUUCCAAAACAGCCUAUCUUAAACAUGAGGCCAAUCAGUUAUUGGGUCACACAUUGUCAGAGUAAAUUGCUGUAAGUUAUUUUAUUGAUUGUCAAGGCAGACAUUUUCUUGGCGUUUUUUGUUCAUUGAUUUUAAUCAUUGAUUUGUACAUUCAUAAUUGGCUCGAGGGUUGAAUACCAUAUUCAUGAUUGUCAGUUGUUUUUUUAUUUAUUUUAUUCAUUAUAAUAUUAUUAUAUAUUAUACAAUAAUUGUUUAUUAUAUUCACACAACUAUUUAUGUUUGAUUGCUGAUUCAGGGCAUUGCUUCUUCAAUACUUAUCAAAAUUUAAAGGGUUUGGACAUUGGAGAUUGGGGAUUGUUAAAUUAAUCAUGAUCUGUACAUUAUGGGCCUGAUCUACUAAGAUCCCAAAUAACAAGCGCUAAACAGCGUGGGCAUUGAUAGACGUUUUGCAUGUGGUCUGCAAAGUGCAAAUGUCGUGCAGACCGCCCUAUUUAAAUGAGGAUUUCACGCAGCUGUCACCAUGGACACACUCAUUUCUCCCCACAUUCAUGAGGAUUUUUUUAUGUUUGGAAAUGCGCAGCAAACAAUGUACCACUUUUUCUGGGCUUUUUAGAAGUGGUCCUGGAAUGCAAUCUACAACAGAACUCACUUUUUAGUACGUAGAGACGCUGGCACUAACUGCGAUUGUGCGCUUGAGAAAAAUAUAGACUCAAAACAGCUCCCGCAAAACAGUUCCCGGUUUGAUAAAUCACAUUGCUAGCGCUAAAUAAUUUUACAUUUGCAUCUCAUCUUCUUACUAUUGUGGGCAUUCUAAUAAUCUGCAUACAUUCUCCAUAUUAAGACAGACACAGAUGGAUUUCACUCCUUAUUUUGUUCAUUUAAAAGACACCACCCUCGUGCACACGCUCAGUAGAUCAGCUUUGCGUGCUAUCAAGUUUGCACGCAAGGCACACCUUGAGUAGAUCAGGCCCUAUGUUGAAAAUCUAUCUAAAUGUGACAGAUCCUACUGUAGGUAGACAGUUCUAGUGGGCGAGAUGUGCUGCAGACGUUUAUGUCAGUUUGACAAUAAUUUACAUUUUUAUACUUUCAAACAAUAAUAAAAGUUUUAAUAGCAGCAAUGUUUUUCUUUCAUUCCAGAACAUUGAAAUCGUCCUCAGGUUUUUUUUGUGUUAUGGGAUGAAGAAGA
This is a messenger RNA of Nerophis lumbriciformis (worm pipefish), 2573 nucleotides long. Its product is annotated as carbohydrate sulfotransferase 1. NCBI's taxonomy places the organism in Eukaryota, Metazoa, Chordata, Actinopteri, Syngnathiformes, Syngnathidae. The record is from RefSeq and is a predicted model, not a curated record. Gene Ontology annotation, molecular function: N-acetylglucosamine 6-O-sulfotransferase activity. Gene Ontology annotation, cellular component: membrane. Gene Ontology annotation, biological process: N-acetylglucosamine metabolic process; sulfur compound metabolic process.